AUGGACUCUCAACGACCUGAGGAUAGUCUACCGUCUCGAUCCUUGGGCUCAUCAGCUUUAGGUACGCCAGCAAGACCCAAAGUCCAACAACCGAAGCCCCAAGCACUCGGCAAUCGCUCCGGCCCUUCUGCGAUUCUCGUGUCCACGCGACAAAAGGGCAAUCCAAUCCUGAACCAUAUCAAACUCCUACCCUGGGAAUAUGCAGACAUCCCCGCAGACUAUGUCGUUGGCACCACAACAUGCGCCAUGUUUCUAUCGUUGAAAUACCACCGCCUACAUCCAGAAUACAUUUACGCCCGAGUCAAGCAACUGGCUGGCAAAUACAACCUACGCCUGGUACUGGUCAUGGUCGACAUUCAAAACCACGAAGAUAGUCUCAGAGAACUGUCAAAGACAUCCAUAAUCAACAAUUUGACCUUGAUCUUAUGCUGGUCCGCACCAGAGGCAGCGCAUUAUCUCGAGCUCUACAAGUCUUCAGAAAAUGCACAGCCAACAGCGAUCCGCACGCAACAACCGCAGUCAUAUAAAGAAUCGCUUGUCGAGUUUGUAACAGUUCCACGCAGCAUCAACAAGUCCGAUGCCGCAAGUUUGAUCUCCACAUUUGGCAGCUUGCAGAAUGCAAUCAAUGCGCAACCGGAGCAGAUCAGCGCUGUGCCAGGCUGGGGAGAGAAGAAGGUUCAGCAGUGGUGCAGUGCUGUCCGGGAAGACUUUAGAGUUGAGGGCUCGAAGAAAGCCUCCGCCACUGCUCCACAGCGCCGUCAACCGCUCCCUGUGGACGACACAUCCCCUCAGGAUGUAGAUGAGGACGAUGAAGAGGAAGCUAUCCUGCGCGCUGUAUUAGAAGAAAGUCGGAAAACAGCGGUCUCGGAGGCUGCAAAUGCCAGUGGUCCUAGGGCUGACCAGCAGCCUGAAGAACUGAGUGAAGGCAUCACGGCGGCACUUGCGCGGUUGAGAGAUAACGGCAGUUGA
Messenger RNA from Penicillium soppii, 969 nucleotides. Its product is annotated as DNA repair protein RAD10. NCBI's taxonomy places the organism in Eukaryota, Fungi, Ascomycota, Eurotiomycetes, Eurotiales, Aspergillaceae. The coding region runs from base 1 to 969 and encodes 322 amino acids. The transcript has a single exon. The record is from RefSeq and is a predicted model, not a curated record. Gene Ontology annotation, molecular function: single-stranded DNA binding; damaged DNA binding. Gene Ontology annotation, biological process: meiotic mismatch repair; mitotic recombination; UV-damage excision repair. Gene Ontology annotation, cellular component: nucleus; nucleotide-excision repair factor 1 complex; ERCC4-ERCC1 complex.